This is a messenger RNA of Astyanax mexicanus (Mexican tetra), 1188 nucleotides long. It is a transcript of the gene vhll, whose product is annotated as von Hippel-Lindau tumor suppressor like. The coding region runs from base 17 to 526 and encodes 169 amino acids. Lineage: Eukaryota; Metazoa; Chordata; Actinopteri; Characiformes; Acestrorhamphidae. The record is from RefSeq and is a predicted model, not a curated record. The transcript is spliced from 3 exons.
AACUUUCUCUUUCGAUAUGAUUCACUCAGUCAGUAAGUCUGAACAAAUGGCCGAACAGGAAGAGCUGCAGCCGCUCAGAUCCCUCCAUUCACUGGAACCCAGCUUCGUCAGCUUCCAGAACAGAUGCAGCUGCCGGGCGGAGGCGUGGUGGCUGGACUUCGCCGGAGCUCCGGUCUCUUACGGGGAGAUCAGCCCCGGCCAGUGGCUGCGGAUGAACACAUAUCAGACACAUCCGUGGAUAUUUAGAGCAUCAGACGGUUCAGCACUUCUUAUAGACUCUCGCGAGGUCUACUUCCCCAGCGCUGCUGAGUAUAGAGAGGAUGGACACCCCCUGUUUCGCACCGUCACUGUCACCAGUCCAGUCUACAGUUUACAGGAAUACUGUUUAAAACUGAUAAGAAAACUGGUGAGAGACACAGAUAUCGACAGACUGGAGAUUCCUGGAUUUCUGAAGAAGGAACUUCACCGCUCUCCUGACUUACUGAGAGACAUUCAAACCCUCAGAGCCCAGAGGAUGAGCAGCUGACCGUGGACUCAGGACUGAAAUAUCCUUACCUCUGAUACAGACAUUCCUUUAUAAUAUAAAAAUGUUAUAUUUAAUCAGUACAAAAUAGCAAAUAGCAUAUUUUUGGCAACUUUAUUCAAAUGCAGAAAUAAGAAACGGUUUACAUUCAAAAUUUUAUUCCAAGGUUUUGCAGGUCAAUGAAUUGUGAGGAUCUGUAAAAUAAGGGACGAUAACAACAUCAAAAAAGAAAUCAUGUGGGAAUAUAUUAUUCUGUUUGUUGUUACUUUGCCUGUUAAACAAUAGAGGUUGUAUUUAUUAAAGGUCAUACAGUGAUGGUGCUGUUAUGGGCACAUGCAUUAAUUCAGAUUGGUAGAGUGGAAGAGACACACAGUCCAAACUGCUCGAGGUCUAGUGUGAAGUUUCAAUCACACAAUCAGUGAUGGUUUGGAGAGACAUGUCAUCUGCUGCUGUUGAUCCACUGUGUUUUAUCAAGUCUAAAGUCUUACAGCACUUCAUGCUUCCCUCUGCUGACAACAUUUAUGGAGAUGCGGAUUUCAUUUUCCAGCAGGACUUGGCACACUGCACACACUUAAAAAGUUCCAAUUGGUCUUAUAUAAUAAUCACAUUUUCUGAAACACUGAUUUUUAAGUCUUUAUUAGAAAGAAAUAAACGCUUUAAAUAGA